Messenger RNA from Ctenopharyngodon idella (grass carp), 636 nucleotides. RefSeq names its product nicotinamide/nicotinic acid mononucleotide adenylyltransferase 1-like. Gene Ontology annotation, molecular function: nicotinate-nucleotide adenylyltransferase activity; nicotinamide-nucleotide adenylyltransferase activity. The annotation marks the transcript as partial. Gene Ontology annotation, biological process: NAD+ biosynthetic process. NCBI's taxonomy places the organism in Eukaryota, Metazoa, Chordata, Actinopteri, Cypriniformes, Xenocyprididae. The transcript has 4 exons. The record is from RefSeq and is a predicted model, not a curated record.
AUGGAGAAAAGCCAUGUAGGCUGGGAGAGUCAGCAGCCGGUGUGGGUGGAGACAGCCAAAGUACUUUGGCACCAUCAUGCAGGACUCAUUUCCAGCGGUGACAACAACAAUAAUGACUUGGACACAGUGAGGUUUGGGAAGAGGAGAAAGCUGGAGCAAAACAAAAACAUCUGUCAGAUUGGUUUUUCUUUUAACACAAAAGGAAACACCCCUCAAUUGAAGCUGUUGUGUGGCGCUGAUGUGCUGGAGUCAUUUGCUGUCCCCAACCUUUGGAAGCCCGAGGACAUUGAGGAGAUAUUGGGGCGGUACGGUGUGGUGUGCAUCACAAGAUGUGGCAGUGACGCUGAGAAGUUUAUCAAUCUGUCUAAUGUGCUGUCCAGACACUGUAAGAACAUCCACGUGGUUCAAGAAUGGGUGACCAAUGACAUCUCAGCCACCCAUGUGCGCUGUGCCCUACGCAAAGGACAUAGUGUACGCUACCUGCUGCCCGACCCCAUGGUGCGUUAUAUUCAAGAUCACAGUCUGUAUAAGGAGAGCGAGCAGAAGAAUGCUGAUGACAUCCUCGCCCCUCUUCAGAGAUACACCAGCACCAACUAUAGGUAUACGCAGAAUUGCAGCGAUCCAUUUGCUUCUCUU